AAUGAGGAGGGGCCUGGUGUAAUACAGAGGCAGGACUUGAGGCCAAACAUCCAGCAGGAUCCCAACCGGAAUGCGUCACUCUGGAUCAAGAACAUUCUGAACAGGAGUUCCGGCGAUCUGACACUGACCAGUGAUAACCUCAAGGCACACGCCAACCUCUCACUGGAUCUGACGCCGGUGGAUACAGCGACUCAGCAAUCCAUGAGCAUCGGUGAGAUAAGGUAUAACGCCCCGCCGCCACCGACGUACCUGAUCCCUCCUCCUCCAGACCCCGUGACCAUCGUAUGUCACCCGCCCCACUUGGACUUCAUCAACUUCACUAUUGGACAGUUACACACGCAAUCCAUCCGUCUAAUCAAUGUCUCAAAGUUUGAAGUGAGGCUCUCUAUUAAACCACCAGCAAGACGAGAACUGGAUGUCCAGCUCUGUUCCCGGCUGGUGGUGACCUCUGGAGCCGACGCGGAGAUCAAAAUCCACUUCAGGCCUAAGGAUGUACGCGAGUUGAGGGAUGAGCUUCUGAUACGAGUGUCCUUGGGGAAGGGAAUCCGCGUGCCAAUUGCUUGCUUUAUGCAGCCGCCUAUCCUGGAGAUCCUAAUUCCAAACAUGGGAUCGAACAAGAUGGAUUUUUCUCAAAUCUCUGUCAAGUCAAACAUAGUAGACCUGGGCGCAAAGCUCCUGGGUGACGUCCACAGAACUCCUGUAUUCUUCCAUUGCGCGGAGAGUCAUGCUUCCUUCUUCUUGCUAUCUGACGAUGCGUGGAUUAACUGUUAUGUUGAAAUGAUAGAAGCCAAUGCUGAUGGAACGGUGUCCAACGGCACCGCUAGUGACUGUUUCUGGGUGUCCCCGGCGCGAUGGCGUGGAGGUGGCAGUACUCGGGGUCAGAUCACGUGCAGGGCACCGUCCCCAGAGCUCCACGUCACUGAGCUGAGGAUCCUGAGCUCGACAGCAAUCAUCAGGCGCCUUAAUAUUAUAGCUGACGCAGUGAUGUUCAGCCCCAGUUAUAUUUCUAUACAGGCACAUGAGAAGGACUACGACAUUUGCAGCGAAGACGAUCCCGCCUGUGAGUCCUAUGUUCACCUGGGUACCGCGUUUCCGGAGCGGGCGCUGUCUGGAAACGUCGUUAUUAUUAACCAUAGCCCUCUCACCUUCCAGUACUACUGGAGCAUCAGACCGUGGGGCGUGUGUUCAUGCUGGACCGCAUCCGAUACCACUUUGUACGCUGAAGACGAUACCUGCGACGCUGCUAAGAUCGCUAGAGAUAUGAGCAUGAAGGGCGAGUAUCCCAAAAAUGUAGACGCGAAGGCUGUUUACGUGGAUUCUUCCAGUGGAAGUCUUCAGCCGCGCUCUACAACGCAGGUCUUGGUGAGAGUGGACAAUGUUGGUGCUGUGGGGAUCCACCGCGCUGUGCUCAUGUUAAUUCUGAAGCAAAUACCAAAAGAAAGUUUCCCAAAAGACUACAGCCCCAUGAUCGUGAAGAAUGAGGAAAUAACGGAAGAUAAAAUACCAGGAGUUUGUGCGAGUUGGAAGCGAGAAGUAAGUGAGAUAGUGUGCGGGCAGCUCGAAGUAUGGUGGGAGGUUGUACCCGUGCGAUUCGUGCUUGACCCGCCCGUGGUAAAUUUGUUGCACUCACGGAGGCUAAAAGAAACGAAAAUAGACCUGAAGCUAAUACAACUGUGUGGAGUGACGGGAAUCGACACCAAGCUGGUGUCUCCGCUAGAGUCGCGCCUGCUGCGUCUCCUGCCUGGAGACUCCAUAGCGGCCAGGGUCAAGCUGACGCUGCCCAGCCUCCCCAACGAAUAUCCAGAAAGAGAUGUUAUUGAUCAUCAGCGUUGCAUAACCAUCAUCGCCCAUUUUACUACCAUCAUCUAA
This is a messenger RNA of Leptidea sinapis, 1869 nucleotides long. RefSeq lists its product as uncharacterized. Lineage: Eukaryota; Metazoa; Arthropoda; Insecta; Lepidoptera; Pieridae. Bases 202 to 1869 code for a protein of 555 amino acids. The record is from RefSeq and is a predicted model, not a curated record. Gene Ontology annotation, biological process: negative regulation of cell population proliferation. The transcript has 13 exons.